Triplophysa rosa is the source of this 1820-nucleotide messenger RNA. It is a transcript of the gene vamp4, whose product is annotated as vesicle-associated membrane protein 4. The transcript is spliced from 9 exons. Gene Ontology annotation, biological process: vesicle-mediated transport; Golgi ribbon formation. The record is from RefSeq and is a predicted model, not a curated record. NCBI's taxonomy places the organism in Eukaryota, Metazoa, Chordata, Actinopteri, Cypriniformes, Nemacheilidae. Gene Ontology annotation, cellular component: membrane. Bases 288 to 749 code for a protein of 153 amino acids.
GAUCAGUCCAACUGUGCUGACUUCCGCUCGGAGCAGAGAGACGUAUCAUCAGGACUCGGUACUGUCAUCAAGAUCGUUAACGUUCAUUGGGAUUGUACACAUACAGACGCUGUUUUUCCAUUCAGGAAUCAUCUUCAUCCCUAAAACAAGUGCACUGAGUCUCUUUUUCUCACUCUCUUGCUUUCUGGAAGCCUCUGCUGUGCUCCUGGAUAAAGGAGCCGCCGUUUUCCAACAGCUCUACCAGCAGGAGAAGCAGAGAGCAGUCCCAAAGGAGGACAGUGGACUCAAUGAGGGAGCCAGAGAGGGAGGAGCAGCUCGACCCCAGCAUGCCUCCCAAAUUUAAACGGCAUCUGAAUGAUGAAGAGGUGACCGGCUCUAUUCGCAGUGAAAGGAGAAACCUACUGGAGGAGGAUUCUGAUGAGGAAGAGGACUUUUUCUUGAGAGGACCUACAGGACCACGAUUUGGUGGCGAAAAUGACAAAAUUAGAAAGGUGCAGUCUCAGGUUGAUGAGGUCAUUGAUGUCAUGCAGGAGAACAUCUCGAAAGUGAUAGAGCGAGGCGAACGUCUGGAUGAGCUGCAGGACAAAUCUGAGAGCCUGUCAGACAAUGCGUCAGCAUUUAGCAGUAGAGCCAAGCAGCUCCAUAGAAGGAUGUGGUGGAGAGACAUGAAGAUGAAAAUGAUUGUGGCAUUGGUUGUGGUCAUCCUUCUGCUUAUUAUAAUCAUUCCUGUGAUCUUGCGGUAUCGCUAGUGUCUGGCAGGGAGGUUAGAGGCGCAAUGUUCUCUUCCUCCCACCUCUUCUGCAUCUUUCUGCUGUCAUUCCUCCGAGCCAGAGGGGGGCGCUGCACAGAGUUGGGCUGCCCACUGUGUUUGCCUGUUUGGGCAGGGUCUGGAAACAUAACAAACUGGGGCAGAGUUUCAUUUGUGUGUGUGUGUGUGUGUGUGUGUGUGUGUGUGUGUGUGUGUGUGUGUGUGUGUGUGUGUGUGUGUGUGUGUGUGUGUGUGUGACACAAAUUUUUUAUCACGACAAUGGCACAACACUGCUGCAGACCUGUCUCUUGUAGGCAUACAUACACAAAACUACUGUAAUUAAAAGUAAACGAAGGUCAUUUUUGUUGUAUAUGCAUUCGGUAACAUGAAGACAAACUUACAGCUCUGCAUUCUUUUUUCGUUUUUAUUGCAAAGUCGUUUUAGUUCAUUAAAAGUGUACACAACCACACAUACACGUUCCUUGGAAUACGUUCUUCUCAGGAGGGUGGGGGCAAUAAGAAAAAAUGGGUAAGGCUGAACAGGAAAUGACAUGUGACGAUGUCACUGUGUGUGUUUAAAUUAGAUGGACUACUAUAACUACUCUGAAAGGCAAGUAAUGGAUUUCUGUAAUGUUUGCUGCUAUUGCCAUUUUUAAGUUUAAUAAUCACAGUUAAUUGUGUUGAGUCGUUAUUAUUUGUUAUUUGCUUUUUCUUCAUGCUUGUAAAUGGUUUAUGUACAGAUUGUAAUACUUUUGUUCACUGGUGUCAUUUUAGCAGCGUGUUGAUUGGUCAGUGAUGUGAUGGAUGUGUGUGAUGAUGAUUUGAUUGAGACACACCUGUGAACUUGCUUCAGGACAUUUAAUUUGACUGACUAUUCUAUGUCAUUUUUAAUUUAUUGGUAAAUAUCCAUUCCCAUGACAUUGGCUUUGUGCUGGAGGACUGAAUUACUUAUACAUUUGAAAUAAAGUGAUUUUAAAUGGCAUUUGAUCUGAUUUAUUGUGAAAAACGUCAGAAGUGGUGCAUUUAAAUGUAAUGCCAGUUUAUACUGUGAAAUAAAAUGUUAUCUUAAAGGG